CUAUUUUUUUCUCUUUCCUGAAUUCUUCCCUUGCUCUAGGCCUCCUCUUCUAUUUAUUCAAGUAUUUCCCAAAAUUCGAUUGCCCUCUUCGAUUUCUUGGUUGUGCUGAUUUCCCUUCAACUUGGGGGCGAACUAGAGCAGAAAAUGGAUGUUUUCCUCGAUCCUAGCACUGGAUGCCUUACUUCCAUACGUAUCUGCAUUUUUAAUUCCCCCCCUCCUUCCAUUUUCUCCUCUGUCCUACUUGUACAUAUCUUGCAUCGUACAUCCCAUCACUGUCUUUAAUUUUUUCUCUCGCAUUGUUGGGUGUUGUUUUCCUUCUGUGCCUAUAAUCAUGGAAAGAUAUUUUUAUAUUCCCUCUCCCUCCUCGUUACUCUUAGAAGAAUUGGACUGGCUGUUUUGCUCGAGACUUAUGUGAUGACCUGUGUUUUUCAUAUCUUCAUUCGAUAACUUUACCCUGCUUCUUUUCUUUUGUUUUUUUUUUUUUUUCAAAAUCUAUCCUCGCGUAUGGUGAAACGUGGACAUUGCAGUUGUAACAGAGGUGCGAAGUGGGUUUUGCGUGUGGCCGGAUGUGAGGCAACUUUGCUUCAGAAAAAGUCUUCUAUAUGGUUUUAUGCGACUCUUUUCUACACCAUUGAAGACAUUACGUGGAGCUAGUCGAUCACUGAGAGUUAAUCGAUUCUGCAGUGUAGUGACCAUGUCUUCCACAUUGCAAAUUGAAUUGGUGCCGUGCCUCCGGGACAAUUAUGCAUAUCUCUUACAUGAUGAAGAUACAGGGACAGUGGGUGUUGUUGAUCCUUCGGAAGCUGUGCCUGUUAUUGAUGCUUUGAGCAAGAAAAAUCGUAAUUUGACAUACAUACUGAACACUCACCAUCAUCAUGACCACACUGGUGGGAAUGUAGAGUUGAAAGCAAGGUAUGGAGCAAAGGUGAUUGGUGCAGGGGUAGACAGGGAAAGGAUUCCUGGUAUUGAUAUUUAUUUGAAUGGUGGAGAUAAGUGGAUGUUUGCAGGCCAUGAGGUGCUUAUAAUGGAGACACCUGGUCAUACCCAAGGUCACAUAAGCUUCUAUUUUCCUGGAUCUGGAGCAAUUUUUACUGGGGACACUUUGUUCAGCUUAUCAUGCGGCAAGCUCUUUGAAGGAACCCCUGAGCAGAUGCUCGCUUCUCUAAGAAAGAUCAUGUCAUUGCCAGACGAUACAAGUAUAUACUGCGGUCAUGAAUACACGUUGAGCAAUUCAAAGUUUGCACUAUCUGUAGAGCCAUCAAACAAAGAACUUCAUUCCUAUGCAGCCCAUGUAGCCCAUCUUCGGAAUAAGGGCUUGCCCACGAUUCCAACCACCCUGAGGACGGAAAAGGCUUGCAAUCCAUUCCUUCGUACAAUGAGCGCAGAAAUUCGGCGGUCUUUAAACAUUGCAGCCGCAGCAGAUGAUGCACACGCCUUAGGUGUCAUCCGCCAAGCAAAAGAUAAUUUUUAGGCCUUUUUCAGUUUGAAAUUAUAAAAUUCUAAUUCUAUAUAUGCUUAUUCUGUAUAGAUUAGGAUAAUGAAUCUAUCUCGAAUAAUUGUUCCUUGAUGCUAUGUCUUUGUAGAAAUUUUGUGGAUGCUUCAUUUGAGUCCAAAUGAGAGUGAUAGCGCCAGAUUAGAUUUGGGUCUGUUGGCAUGGUGGGCUUCAGAAUGAUUUACUGGCUGAAAUGCUCAAGAAUGAUCUGUAUAUGUCGCUAUAUUAUUCAUAUAUGGUGGGAUAGAAUGUUGUCUUUCUA
Messenger RNA from Prosopis cineraria, 1754 nucleotides. Its product is annotated as probable hydroxyacylglutathione hydrolase 2, chloroplastic. Gene Ontology annotation, molecular function: hydroxyacylglutathione hydrolase activity. The record is from RefSeq and is a predicted model, not a curated record. The transcript is spliced from 8 exons. Bases 611 to 1471 code for a protein of 286 amino acids. NCBI's taxonomy places the organism in Eukaryota, Viridiplantae, Streptophyta, Magnoliopsida, Fabales, Fabaceae.